UUUUAGUCCUCUAAACUCUAAAAAAAUAAUUCAAUUUCAGAAUACAUUCUAUACCCUAAGGUAAUUUUUUUUUUUUUACAUUACUUCUGAUAUUUGAUGUUGGCGCGUUUUGAACAAACAAACAAACACGCAAUACUUUUAAGUUUGAAAAUUGUGCUUUUUGGUGUCUAUAACUUACUAAGCCAUAUACAAUUUUCAUUUUUGACAACAAAAUUGACAGGCCUAGUGGGUAAACAAAUCCUUUGUAUGGUUGGACUGAGUGUUCAAUAAGAAACCUACCCGUCAACGUACAAUGACAUGAACUCGUGAUAUCAAUUAUUGUAUGUUUAUACAUCUUUGAUGUUUGUGCUCGAAUUCUCCACACACAAUAUGGUUGAGCUACACACCAAAAAUUAUGGUCUCUUAUUCGUUUAUUGCAUGUUAUUCUCAUUUGUAGCUUGUUUGGCAAACGCAGAAAUUCAUUAUCAUGAUUUUGUUGUCCAACCAGCGCCAGUGAAGAGGUUGUGCAAAACACACCACAUUCUUACGGUGAAUGGUGAAUUUCCGGGGCCGACCCUCGAAAUACGCGACGGAGACACCGUAGUCAUCAAAGUCACCAACGCUGGCAAAUACAACAUCACUCUUCACUGGCAUGGAAUCCGGCAAAUGAGAACACCAUGGGCAGAUGGACCUGCAUAUGUGACACAAUGCCCAAUUAGACCAGGAGAAACUUACACAUACAAGUUCACUAUUGAAGAGCAAGAGGGCACAUUGUGGUGGCAUGCUCACAUUUAUUGGUUAAGAGCCACAGUAUAUGGAGCUAUAGUUAUAUAUCCGAAGCUCGAAUCUUCAUAUCCCUUCUCACAUCCUGCUAGAGAAUUUCCUAUUCUGCUAGGGGAAUGGUGGAAUAGAGACUCGAUGAACAUCCUUCAACAGGCUCUUAAUACCGGAAUAGCUCCGAAUGUGUCUGAUGCAUAUACCAUUAAUGGUCAACCUGGAGAUCUUUACCAAUGUUCAAGCACAGAUACAAUAAGGUUCUUUGUAGAAGCUGGUGAGACAAUACUCCUGCGAAUCAUCAACGCUGCACUCAAUCAACAACUCUUUUUCGCAAUUGCCAACCACCAAAUGACAGUUGUCAGCGCGGAUGCUGCUUACACCAAGCCGUUCACAACCAAUGUUAUCAUGAUCGGACCAGGACAAACAACUGAUGUCCUUGUUACCGCUAAUCAACCACCAGGACACUACUACAUGGCAGCUACAGCAUAUUCUAGCGGUCCAGGGAUAGCCUUUGACAACACAACUACUACUGCAAUCAUUCAAUACAAAACUGCACCUUGCAAGUCCAAUAAAGGAAGUCUUCUACAACCAAUUUUCACACAAUUACCAGCUUGGAAUGACACUAACACCGCAAAUGCAUUCACAGCUCAAUUUAAGAGCAUGUAUGAAGGAAAAGUUCCUUUAGAGAUUGAUGAAAAACUCUUUUUUACAGUCGGAUUAGGACUGAUCAACUGCUCGAGUCCAAGUUACCGUUGUCAAGCCCCCAAUAACUCGAGGUUUGCUGCGAGUAUUAAUAACAUAAGCUUUGUACUGCCAAGAAAGAAUUCUAUACUUCAAUCUCUGUAUUAUCAGAAUACUGCUGGUGUUUUUACCACAGACUUUCCACCAGUUCCACCAGUGCAGUUUGAUUAUACUGGUAAUGUAAGCCGAGGUUUAUGGACACCUAUUUCUGGAACUAAAGUAUACAAGUUAAAGUUUGGAACUACUGUACAAAUUGUUCUACAGGACACUAAUAUUUCCACAAUUGAGGAUCAUCCUAUGCAUCUUCAUGGUUAUCAAUUCUUCGUUGUUGGUUCUGGUAUAGGUAACUUUGAUCCAAAUAGAGAUCCGGCUAGAUUUAAUUUGGUUGAUCCAACUAUAAGAAAUACAAUCGGAACAUCACCUGGUGGAUGGGUUGCUAUCCGAUUCAUUGCUGAUAAUCCAGGGGUUUGGUUUAUGCACUGUCACAUUGAUCUUCAUCUUACAUGGGGUUUGGCUAUGGUCUUCUUGGUUGAGAAUGGUGACGGCGAACUGCAGUCGAUAGAGCCACCGCCCUUAGAUCUUCCACAAUGUUGAGCAUGAU
Messenger RNA from Beta vulgaris subsp. vulgaris (sugar beet), 2098 nucleotides. Its product is annotated as laccase-3. Lineage: Eukaryota; Viridiplantae; Streptophyta; Magnoliopsida; Caryophyllales; Amaranthaceae. Gene Ontology annotation, molecular function: copper ion binding; hydroquinone:oxygen oxidoreductase activity. The transcript has 6 exons. Bases 340 to 2091 code for a protein of 583 amino acids. Gene Ontology annotation, cellular component: apoplast. The record is from RefSeq and is a predicted model, not a curated record. Gene Ontology annotation, biological process: lignin catabolic process.